CGGACGUAAACAAACAAGGAGAUCAAAAGAUGAAAUUUCUAAUCCAGCUAGUUAUAGAAAUGCUUGUGUAGCGUGAUGUACAGAAACGAGCCGUAGGAGGUCAUAAAACGGGUUUGCAAGCUCUUUAGAUUUUCAAUCAUGAGUUUACCUCUUGUGGCAUCGGCAAUGAAUUUGCACUCGGUACAAAUUAGGAAUAUGCGCACUCGAUGUUUGCAGGAAGCCUAUCUCAAGAAACAUGGUCUCAACAAGAAUCUUCAGCCCAACUUAACUUCCUCUAAAGCUCGUUUGCACAAACGCAAAUCGACACGAAAAAAGACGACGAAACAGCCAAGUCCACUCAUCGUUGUUGAUGAGAAUGAUUCCGAAAGUAAGAAGUCUGAAAAAUCCAACCGUUUGUGUAAUCAAGGCAACAAAAGGUCUCGUCGAGUUAACAAAAACCGAACUGCAAAGAAUACGAAGGACUUGAAUAAUUCAUCAUCUACUGGGAUAGUUUGCUCAGUGAGGAAACUCAUAACAUCCUAUUCCAACAGAAACAUCUCUUCAACAGCACAGAAUUUGUGGAAAACCCCCAAAGUCAGCCCAAGACCAAAAACCAGUUCUGGAGAGGAGGCAUUAACCCAGUUAACAGAGAUCAAAAUUAAAAGACAAAGCUGUCCACCUCCAAUACUCCCGCAAUCCACAUCCCCUGCCAGCAGGAAUGCAAAGUUAAAGAAAGUUUAUUACUCUGAGCCACAUUCCCAAAUUAUGACUGGGGUUCCCUGUGUACCACCAGUCUCACCACUCAAUGAUGGUUUUGUUACUGUGGAAAUAGUUCCUUGCCUGGCUGAUAUUAAAAGUCAACAAUUAAUCAAAUCAAAGCUAAGAUGUCUAGUAACACAACGACAGAAACAAGAUGAAAAACUUAGAGAAAAAAUUCAAAAGGAAGUGAAACGAAAGGAGAGAGAGCGAAGUGAAAAUUUAAGGCAACAACGCCGGGCAGAGAUUUAUGCUUUAAAUGAAGUAAUGACAGAGCAUGAGAGAAACAAAUUUUUGCAAUUUAUGAAAGAGAAAAACGAAGGUCCUACAUCAAUAUCAUUGCAUGUUUGAUUGUAGGCAACUUAAUGUCCC
Dendronephthya gigantea is the source of this 1107-nucleotide messenger RNA. RefSeq names its product probable serine/threonine-protein kinase irlA. The coding region runs from base 139 to 1086 and encodes 315 amino acids. The transcript is spliced from 6 exons. Gene Ontology annotation, biological process: negative regulation of protein ubiquitination; protein secretion. Lineage: Eukaryota; Metazoa; Cnidaria; Anthozoa; Malacalcyonacea; Nephtheidae. The record is from RefSeq and is a predicted model, not a curated record. Gene Ontology annotation, cellular component: apical part of cell.